AUGAACUCUUUGAAUGGUUUAAAUUCAGUCGAACUUUUCGACGAUAUUGAUCAUCUUCUUUUUUUGUGUGAUCGUCUUAGUAAUCGUUUACUUCAAGUUAAUUCCUAUGUUGAUGAAGUUAAACAAACAUGGGUAAAUAAACGACGUUCAAUAGAAUUAGAAUCUAAUAUAUCACCACUUGUUGCUCAAAAAGUAUCAAAAUGUAAUCAAGUUUUAUUAAAUGUUGCUGAAAAACUUGCAAUUGUUGAACUUCAAACAGAAUCAUUACAUAAUCUUCAGUCAUCUAUUACGAAUAUACUUCCAACUACUACUGAAAAACAUGAAGUAUGUUCUUCGAUGUCAUCUAUUAAUCAAGUAUCAGUACGUGUUCCUCCAUCUUUUGUACAAAUGACUAAUCCUAAAACUGAAACUGUUAAUACUGGAUUUCUUUCACAAAGAAACAUUCCUUCUAGUGGAGGACGUUCAUUAAAUGAUCAACAAAUUGGUUUUAAUUUUCAAAGUCCAUUACAUGUUGCUACAAAUCCACCAAUGAAUUUAUUUACACCAAGAAAUACAGCAACAUUAUUUCUAGAAAAAUUUCCAGUAAAACAACAAUCAUUAGAACAACAACAAUCUGCUUUUCAUCGACCAUUAUCUGGUCAAAAAGAUAUUGGUUUUAAUCAAACGAAAAAUUCAUCACAAAAUUUGCUUAUUUCGCAAACAUCUGAUUUUCCGACACUACAAAAACCAAUGCCAAAUGGAUCAAUAAAUGGUUAUCAACAACAAUCAUCGAAUGUUAUUAUAUCUCGUCAAUCAGCUGUGUCAGAUUCUUAUUCAUCUCGAACCUUGAAUGAACCCAAUAAUGUAACUAAUGGUAAAGUUCGUGUUAAAAUGCAAGUUAUUAAAGCUAAUACUAUUUGGCAUAAUGCUGAUAUACCAAUUAUUGAUCAUCCAUCAGCAUUUUUUGUUUGUAAUCAAGAUCCACGUGUGGCUGAACAAUUUAGUAUAACGUCAAUUGAAAUGAACAAUUAUUACAAUAAACCAGCUAAUACAGCUAUACCUUUACAAAAUCCAUCUAUUGGUGAUUUUUGUGUAGCUCGUUUUAGUGAAGAUCAUCUUUGGUAUCGAGCUCGAGUUGUUCUUAUACAAGAUGAAUCUAUACUUAUUGUAUUUAUUGACUAUGGUAAUUCUGAAACAAAACCAGCCAAUGAAAUUUAUCCAAUACAAGAAUCAUUAGCUCGUUUACCUGCUAUGACUGUUGCUUGUACAUUAGCUGAAUCGUUUCCACGUAACGAAAAUUUUUGGACUCCAGAAGCAACUCAAGUAUUCAGUGCACUCGUAAAAAAUCGUAUUGUUGAAGUUCAGUUUCAACAAGGCAUCGGUCAACAAUGGCCGCUUCAUUUUGUUAAGGUUAUUCUCGAUGGACAGUCGAUUGCUCAACAUCCGAAACUGACACCAUAUAUAACGCCAGCUCAAAAUGAAGAAAUUGCAAUGCAUUUUAAUGACAAACUCACAUCAAUGGAAUAUAUCUUGUACAAUGUAGCAGUUAGUGAAUCAGAUAUUUAUAGUGAUAUUCUUCCAUAA
Messenger RNA from Rotaria sp. Silwood2, 1563 nucleotides. NCBI's taxonomy places the organism in Eukaryota, Metazoa, Rotifera, Eurotatoria, Philodinida, Philodinidae. The record is from the annotation of a GenBank genome assembly.